Molecule: messenger RNA, 1581 nt
Organism: Symbiodinium pilosum
Lineage: Eukaryota; Dinophyceae; Suessiales; Symbiodiniaceae
Source: the annotation of a GenBank genome assembly
AUGAUGCUGAAAGGGCUUUUGGGCGCAGAGUUCAGGCUGCCGUGCCGUUCUACACUUUGCAAGCUUCAAGACCAGAUGCUGGAGGAAGUGCAGGCGCGAGUCCUUGCUGACCUGGAGGCCAUCGCAGUACAGGGUUACCCAACUGUCACAAUCAGCACGGAUCUUUGGCAAGGCCCGGAUUCCUUGCAUUUUCAGGCCAUUGUGUGCCACUACAUUGAUUCGUCUUGGUCCCGACAGAAGCGCCUGCUGUACCUGGACCGUCUCAAGACCAGCAAGUCGGCCGAGAGCCAAGUGCAACGCAUCAGAUCCGUGCUGUCCAACCGCAAGAUUCUGGAAGAGUGGCUGUUUGCGGCAAGCUCGGACUGCACAGCUUCUGCCAAAAACGUCAGCUCCCUUUUGGGGGUUCAGACUGCAUUAUGCUCCGCACAUAUCUGCGCUUUAGAGCCAAGGAAGCAGAUAUUUCUGCAAACAAGGCAAGAAGCUGGCGUCCAGGAGCUACGCCCGCAUGAGCGUGCGUCACCCGAAGUCGUUUCCUUUGCGGAGUCCGUCCGGAAGCGUGCCAAGGGGUUCAGAUACAACGAGACGAAGCGCCUGGAGCUGGAAUCUGUGCAGAAGUAUGUUGGGGGCAGAACCAAGCGCGUUGUGCUGGACUCUGCUGCUAAGUGGUCCUCCAGCGUCUCCAUGUUUGACACGGAUUUUCUCUUGAGGACAGCGUAUGCCGAGUUUGCUGUCCGCCAUCCGCAGCGAGCGGAGAUCCCGGAUGACAUGUCUGACUUCCUUGUCAGCCGGGACAUGGCGGGGGUGUUACGCCCUUUUCAGGUGUGCACAGACAUGUUGCAGGCUGGCCGCGCCCCUGCGGCAGUUACGCUGCCCUGUCUGACAGCACUUGUGGCAAACUUGCGCGCUGAUACGGUGCUCAUCGCCACCGACACGCCUGGCCAACUGGAGGCUUUGCCCGCGGCAAGGCUACAACCGCUGGCUCAAGAAUUGAGGCAACGUCUCACGGAGAAUGUUGCUUUGGAGAGCAGGCACAUCGAGGAGCAGCGCAGCUUGCUUCUGAAAUGCUCCUUUCUGGAUCCCCGCUUCAGAGCCAUGCACUUUUGCACCCAAUCCGACAAGGAGGCUACCAUUCAGGCUCUCUACGAGGAGGCGGCCAGGAUCCCGGGUUUCGCGCAUGAGCUUGAGGAAGAGAACUCCGAUCAUGGGCAGCCCGUCUCUGCCAGGGACAUGUUUCUGCAGGCGAUGCAGGGUGACAAGCCCGUGCAGAACGCCAAGCAGCGUCGCAAGGCCCUUCGAGAACAGCUGGCAACCUACGGCCAUGGUGCUAACCUGGCUCUGGAUACCGAGCCUCUGCACUUCUGGCAAGAGCACGCUGACGCGCUGAAGUUCCUCGUCCCGCUGGCCCGGCGCUAUGGGGCAGUGCCGGCAACCACAGCUGAUGCUGAACGAGUCUUCUCCAUGGCCAAGCAUUACUUCACUGAUUCCCGCUUGAGUUCAGAUUCCGUAGACAAGGUGAUGCAGAUAAGUUUGAACCUUCCGGAGCAGGGUUUGUGGCAGGAUGGGGACAUCCACUCUCACUGA